Notothenia coriiceps (black rockcod) is the source of this 559-nucleotide messenger RNA. RefSeq names its product ss18, like 2 (gene ss18l2). Gene Ontology annotation, cellular component: nucleus. The transcript has 4 exons. Bases 119 to 403 code for a protein of 94 amino acids. Gene Ontology annotation, biological process: positive regulation of transcription by RNA polymerase II. The record is from RefSeq and is a predicted model, not a curated record. Gene Ontology annotation, molecular function: transcription coactivator activity. Lineage: Eukaryota; Metazoa; Chordata; Actinopteri; Perciformes; Nototheniidae.
CGGAAGUACAUCAAGAUUAACUCUGCCUUCUAACAAAACGCGCGAAGAAGAAGAGGAAACAGCGGUCGGUCUGUAGCAAACAUAAACAAGUGAUACAAAUAACACCAGCUACAACAAAAUGUCGAUUGUGUUUGUGCCGAAGAAACUACGAGGGAAGGCUAAAGUAAACCAAGAAACCAUACAGAGGUUGCUGGAUGAAAACGACCAGUUAAUAAGAUGCAUCACUGAAUACAUGCAGAAAGGCCGAGCAGCGGAGUGUGUUCAAUAUCAACAGAUCCUGCACCGAAACAUUGUGUAUUUGGCCACCAUCGCUGAUGCCAGCCCAGACAACACGCCUCCUCCUACUAAUUCGACGUCUAAUGAAACCUCGAUGUCAACUGUGAACGGACAAGGAGGGUCGUAGAAAACAUGGGAAUCGCACAAAAUGUUGUUUUCUGUAAUGUUAUGCAUAAUAGAUACCUAAGACAUGCUAUAUUUCAUUUCUUCGUUAUAUGGAAAAUUCUGUGAAUUGAAAAUGUUAUUUUUGAAUGAGUUGAACAUUAAAAAUAUUUUGUAUUUA